ACCCGACAACGGAAAGAGUAGCAGGCGAGGCUGCGUGGAAUUCCAACGCCAACCCCAACCGAGAAUACGGUCGGGUCGCCGGUGCGCCGUGACGAGACGACCGACGUCGACCCGCCCAUGUUUCCACGCCGCGAAGCUCCCUCGAAACCCGCUCGCGCGCGCGCGCGACAAUUCCAUCGCUCUCACAAGGCACGAACCGGCGACCGCUCCGUCGGUCCGGCGUUUCCACCAGGCCUCCCUGCUUCCGGGAACCUUCCUCGCUCCCGGCUUUCUUCCCAAGUCCCGGCCGUCGUCCGUCCCCCCUUCCAACUUCUUUCCCUCCUUCUCGCGAGGCAACCCGGGACUAUAUAUCCCGAGCCUUCGGGCUCGGCAAAUAGCAUCCAGCACGCAGCGACAAUUCUCAUCUCAGAGACGAUCAAGAAGCAAGCACCAAGGCAACAAGAGCAGAGGAAACAGGCACAGACAAAGGACAUGGACAUGGAGAUGACAUCUUCCUCGGCGCCGGCAGCGUCCUACUUCAACUUCUCCGUGGCGCAGGCCGUGGUGACCAUCUCCAUCAACGUCAUCCUCGUCUGGCUCUCCGCCCUCGUCAAGUCCUCCACCUCCUCCUCCUCCUCCGCCAGCCGCCGCUCGGCCGCCCCCGCGCCGGAGCCGGAGCCAGCGCAGCCUGCACCGGCAAGUGGCGCCUCCGAGGUCGACCUGGACGUGGUUCUCGGGGUGAUGGGCGCGGGCGGCGCCGCCUCGGUUGGGUUCGAGGAGGCGGCGGCGCUGUUCGAGGAGGAGGAGGCGACCGUGGAGGAGGCCGCGGCGGCGUUCCGCGUCUUCGACCGCAACGGCGACGGGUUCGUCGACGCCGGAGAGCUCGGGAGCGUGCUGAGGUCGCUCGGGUUCACCGCCGGCGUCGCGGCCGCGGAAUGCCAGCGCAUGAUCGACGCCUAUGACGAGAACAAGGACGGCCGGAUGGACUUCCAGGAGUUCCUCAACUUCAUGGAGAGGAGCAGCUCGUGAAGUGGCCGCCGGCGUCCGAUGACCGAUGAUUUGCUCAAUUCGUUUGUUCGUUUGUUCGUUUGUUCUCCUUGUCCUUUUUCCGGCCCGAAUGGAGCCGAAUGGUGCACCGUGCACACAAUCUCGUCUGUAUCCAAUCCUAUUCUUUAUACUACAAUAUAUGAUUUUUAGCACUA
This is a messenger RNA of Triticum aestivum (bread wheat), 1181 nucleotides long. RefSeq lists its product as uncharacterized. The record is from RefSeq and is a predicted model, not a curated record. Gene Ontology annotation, molecular function: calcium ion binding. The coding region runs from base 118 to 1008 and encodes 296 amino acids. Lineage: Eukaryota; Viridiplantae; Streptophyta; Magnoliopsida; Poales; Poaceae. The transcript has a single exon.